Messenger RNA from Misgurnus anguillicaudatus (oriental weatherfish), 744 nucleotides. It is a transcript of the gene cep20, whose product is annotated as centrosomal protein 20. The record is from RefSeq and is a predicted model, not a curated record. Gene Ontology annotation, cellular component: ciliary basal body; motile cilium; centrosome. NCBI's taxonomy places the organism in Eukaryota, Metazoa, Chordata, Actinopteri, Cypriniformes, Cobitidae. Gene Ontology annotation, biological process: microtubule anchoring; cilium assembly. Gene Ontology annotation, molecular function: protein binding.
UUUUUUCAUAUGGGAUAUUUUAUCUGUGCGCCAAAGACUGACUGGAACUGUGUGGAAAAGCUAAGCAGCAAACAUCUAUGUGCGCAGUAAGAGAGGCACUGACCUCUAGCGGACGCGUCACAGAAGUGCAAUGGCAACCGUAACCGAGUUGAAAAGCGCUUUGAAAGAGACUCUCGAGACUCGUGGUGUCCUCCAGCAGCUGAAGGCGAGGAUCCGGGCCGAAGUGUUCAGCGCCCUGGAUGAUCAGAGCACCCCCCGACCGCCUCUCUCCCACGAAAACCUGCUGAUGAAUGAACUCAUCCGAGAAUACCUGGACUUCAACAAGUAUAGAUACACAGCAUCUGUACUGACCGCAGAAUCAGGUCAACCUGAAGUUCCCCUGGACCGUCAGUUCAUGGCCAAUGAGCUCAAUGUUGCUGAAGAUGCAAGUAGCAAAACAGUGCCAUUGCUGUACGGCUUGCUCCAUCAUUUCCUCAGCAGUAAGGAAGAGAACAAGGGAAAAGUCUUAUUGAGAGGUUCAACAACACACAGCCAUCUUAAUGCAGAGUCAUCACCUUGACAGUUGAUCUGACGCUCACAGAAAAAAAACAUUUGAUCAGUUUGUCUGUCAAAGAAGCCAAAAUUUGUUUAGGUUAGGCUGUUUAGUGUCUUUUUUGUGUCAUCAAUUGUUGUCUUUAUAAAAUGUUAUUAUUCCGUUCUUGAAUGUAAGUCAGUUGAAUAGGAUUACAGGUGCAAUAUAUUACA